UAGCGCAUUAUAUUGGACGUAAUUUCAUAUUCUCUUAUUCUUUGAUGAGAAAAAAAAAACGGUGCUUGAUCAACUUCAUUUGAACUUUCAUAUUUGACAUGUCAACGCGUGUGUCAUUUUUGCGCGCAACAUUUGCCAUCGAAUGUGUGAACACUGGACACACAUUCGUUGGUGACAUUUGCCGCGAAAACACAUUGGCAGUAUCGCUGCUGCUGACACAAGCAUUUUUCGUUCAUAAGCCAACAAAGGACGUUUCUAUUCGACGCAAUUAAAUUCUGAUCGUGUUUUCGCGAUUUCAAGUCGUCGAUUUUAUUGCAUUUUUCAGAACAUUCAUUGUAAGAACGACUUGGAAAGUGUGAAAAUCCACCAAAAAUCGAUUAAAAGCAAAAUAAAGUCGGUGCAAGGAUAUGGAUAAUAAAAAGGAGCGAUCGGAAUUUCCACGGUGUGAAGAAGAUUCCAACGAUCGGACGACAUUUUCAAUCCACAGCAUACAAUUUGGUGACUUGGCCGAAAUCAAACAAGAUGGUGACAUUAAGCCAGAGACAGUGUCUGUCGGUGAAUUGGUUGAUAUACCCGCAUCAACUUAUCGGGUUGCAAAAAGCAAUGGUCUAGGCAAUGGUCUUUAUUUUAGUGGGCUUGCUGAUGAAUAUGACUUUGAUUUCCAAAGUUUGGACGAGGCAAAGGUCGAAAUGAAGGCAAAUUGUGAUGACAAGAAAGAAGAAGAAACCAACACAAACGUCGAUUGCCCAGAAGAAUCGGCAGAAAAUCAACCAAAUCAACGUGACAAACCGUCGCAUGAUGAUGGAGAUUUGGUGAUUCCAGAAAUUGAUGAUAAUCUACAUAAUAUACCAGAAGAAAGCGAACAUGAUGAGCCACCGCAUGAUGAAGUGGAUAUGUUGGUUCCAGAAAGUGACGAUAGUCCACACGACAUACCAGAACAAAUCGACAGUGCACAUGAAAAUCCACAUAAGUGUGAUUCUUGCGAAUUUUCGGCUCAGUUUGAGUCUAGUUUAAAGCGACACUUGCUGAAGCACACCGGCGAGCGGCCAUUUGGAUGCGAUUCCUGUCCGAAGCAAUUCACAACGAAACAAAUUCUCCAAACUCACAUGAAAGCUCAUGUCAGCGACUUUCCGUUUCAUUGCUCGGGUUGUUUGCAAGGAUUCAACGAAGAAGACCAGAAGAAGGCACACGAAGUCAUUUGUCAAACUCUUCGUUAUGAAUGCUAUGUGUGCAAGGGAUCGAUUGGAUCUGAUAAAACGACAAUGGUGAUUCAUAUGCGCGUGCACAGCGGUGACAGACCAUUCAAAUGUCAGCAAUGCUUCAAACACUUCACAAAAAAUGGAAAUCUACACAGACAUCGGAAAAUUCAUGCUCACCUCAACAAGCACAUGAAUCGUGUUCACAACAAGCGCAACUGACCAACGCAUUUCCAACGAAAUAAUUCUAUUCUCUGACCGAAACAUUGUCUACUCAUUUUAAAACAAUUUUAUCCAUUUUGAAAUCAUUAUAUUUUUCACCCACACAACCUGUGUAGCACAAUCAAGAUUGUUCAUUACAUUUGAAACUUUCAAUUGAUUUUUCUUCGUGUUAAAAGUUAGUUUACCUAGAAUUAAGUUUCUCCUUUUCCAUGCAUGAACUAAAUUAUAACAUCAUUCGAUUGCAAUAAAUAAUAAAGAGAAGAAAA
Messenger RNA from Sitodiplosis mosellana (orange wheat blossom midge), 1684 nucleotides. RefSeq names its product zinc finger protein 239-like. NCBI's taxonomy places the organism in Eukaryota, Metazoa, Arthropoda, Insecta, Diptera, Cecidomyiidae. The record is from RefSeq and is a predicted model, not a curated record. Gene Ontology annotation, molecular function: RNA polymerase II cis-regulatory region sequence-specific DNA binding; DNA-binding transcription factor activity. Gene Ontology annotation, biological process: regulation of transcription by RNA polymerase II. The coding region runs from base 408 to 1418 and encodes 336 amino acids. The transcript is spliced from 2 exons.